Molecule: messenger RNA, 2408 nt
Organism: Phaedon cochleariae (mustard beetle)
Lineage: Eukaryota; Metazoa; Arthropoda; Insecta; Coleoptera; Chrysomelidae
Source: the annotation of a GenBank genome assembly
CAAUUACAAACGAUAGAAAUUUGUGAUACAUGAUGAAAAGGAUGCAAAAUGAUUUCUAUACUUCUCUGUCGAAAAGUAAAGGAAACCUUGAAGACUGCAGUGAUAAUGCUAACUUCUAGAGGAGAGGCAUCUAAUACUAUCCGCUCCUACUGUUAGGCAACCAACACAUCAACAUGUAAUGAAAGUCCUAUAAUCGCAUGAAGAAAUAUUGUAUCAAAACAUUCAAAACAUAACCAAACAUAACCUUUUAUGUUUACCAUAACAUUUUUACCGAAUGUUGUCUGCCGUUUCCUCCAAAAAACCUCCAAUAUGAGUGUAUUCAUUCAAAAACUGAACCCAAUGACCGGCGCUAACGACUGGAUAGUCCAAAAUGAGGACUACGACUACCAUCAAGAAGUUGCUAGAUCGUCUUUUGCAGACAUGUUGCAUGAUACCGAAAGAAACCAACUCUACGAGAAAGCUUUGAAGGCGGCAAUACAAAAAAUGCAUUCUAAGGGCAAGAAAGCCAACGUUUUGGACAUAGGUACAGGAACAGGGUUGCUCUCAAUGAUGGCUGUUAGAAAUGGUGCAGAUUCAGUGGUAGCUUGUGAAGCCUUCAAACCAAUGGCACAAUGUGCCCUGAAAAUUUUACAAAUCAACGGACACCAAGAUAAGAUCAAAGUGGUUCACAAAAGGUCCACAGAAUUGAUUGUUGGUGAACAAGGUGAUAUGAAGGAACGUUGUAACAUAUUAGUUACAGAAGUAUUUGAUACAGAACUGAUAGGUGAAGGUGCUCUGUCUACUUUCAGUCAUGCCCACAAAAACCUUCUAGAAAAAGACUGUAUUGUGGUGCCUGAUUCAGCUACAAUAUAUGCUCAAGUGGUAGAAUGUCCCUUAGCCCAAACCUGGAACAAACUCAAGGAUAUUUUUGAUGACAAUGGUGAGCUUCUCAUAAGAGUCCCUGAUGCCAUAAAAAAUUGUGCAGGUACAGCAGCAGUACAUGAUAUACAAAUGAGCCAACUGCCUAGACAUUCUAUAAACACCAUUGUCUCUCCCUUGCCAGUACUUAGAUUCGAUUGGUCUGGCAGGACACCAUUUGUUUAUGAAAGAUCCACCAUAAAUACUGUCAGGUCUGAGAGGGAAGGGAAAGCUCAAGCAGUUUUCAUGUGGUGGGAGCUCCAGAUGGACACUGAAGGUAAAGUAAUAUUGAGUUGUGCCCCUCAGUGGGCCCACCCUUUGAACAAAAUACAGGGUGAUGUGGAAGUUCCUUGGAGGGAUCAUUGGAUGCAAGCAGUGUAUUAUCUUCCAAGGGAAGUGAGGGUCCGGAAAGAUCAAGAAAUCAGCUUGAUAAGUUGUCAUGAUGAAUACUCACUGUGGUUCAACUUAGUGGAAGAUUUGAAGAUAUCUGAUCUGCAUUAUCUGAAUCCUGUUUGUGAAUGUGGUUUGCAUGUGAAUUUCUCCAGGACUAGAAUUGGUCAAAUGAAUGAUGCGAAAAGGAACAAAAAGUUUAUCUCUCUACUGGAGAAAUAUGUGAAUAAAGAAAGCACAGUACUUGUUUUGAGUGAUGGUUGCUACUUUGCUUUAGCAGCAGCCAAGUUUGGGGCCAAACGAAUAUAUUUUAUGGAAACAAAUCAUAUUUCCAAGCAGAUCUUACAAGAGUACAUAAAGUCUAAUGAUAUUCAGAAUGUGGAAGUUCUAGCAUCUUUAGAAAAACUUGAAGAAUUGGAUUUGAAGAAUAUUGAUAUAGUCUUAGGUGAACCAUACUACACUAGCACAAUUCUGCCAUGGGACAAUUUACAAUUCUUGUACAAUUUGAAAGGGUUGAAGAAUUAUUUAAGGAAUAAUGUCAGUAUAUUUCCAAAGAAAGCCAUCAUCAAAGGUGUGGCUAUUCAUUUCAAAGAUCUGUACAAAAUAAGGUCAUCCCUGGGGACUUGUGAAGGAUUUCUCAUGAAAAGUUUUGAUGAUCUCAUCGAGGAAUCCAGUAAUGUAAGUGAUGAUAAUUUAGAAGCCCAACCUCUCUGGGAGUACCCUGGCUAUGCCCUCAGCACAGAAAUAGAAAUAGCAACCAUAGAUCUGACCAAUCUUUGUGGUGAAUCAUUAGAAGAGAAAGGAACAUUUCUAAUUCAAGGUGAUUUGGACUGCAAUGGUAUAGCUCUGUGGGUGGACUGGAAUUUGGAUGAUUCACCAAAAAGCACUGUGACAACAGGACCGGUUCUUCCUAUCCAAGUGGGAGAAAAAAUCCAUUGGGAUAUGUACACUAGACAGGGUGUUUGCCUCUUCUCUGGUAGAACUGACAAGGAGGUACCUUACAGUUUCAAAUUUGAUUUUUCUGAUGGAAAUAUCACUUUCAAAUGUAUAUAGAUAUUGAAAUAUUAUGUUUAUUAUUUAUAUGUUAGUUAUUAUCAAAUAUACUUUUGAAGUAUUAGAUU